GUCACGACGUCAGCGGGAGGGAGUAUUAUGGGCUGGCGGUGAGGCACCAGCUGAAGGGAGGUUGAAGCGUUCGCUUUUUUUUCACUGUUGCGCCCGAGAGUCGGCGAGCGGAUAUUAUGGAGCUGUCUGCUGUGGGGGAGAGGGUUUUCGCUGCCGAAUCCCUCCUCAAGCGUCGCAUCAGGAAAGGUCGAGUCGAGUACCUGGUGAAAUGGAAGGGCUGGUCUCCCAAGUACAGUACGUGGGAGCCAGAAGAAAAUAUCCUGGACGCCCGUCUGAUAUCAGCCUUUGACGAGAGGGAACGAGAAAGGGAAAUGUAUGGGCCAAAAAAGCGUGGACCCAAACCUAAAACGUUCCUGCUAAAGGCGAAAGCGAAGACGUACGCCUUCCGCAGUGAUGUGGCGAGGAGUCUGAGGAUGACCUACCCAGGCAGAUCGGGUCAAGAAUCCGGCUUUUCCUCCACCAGAUCCAGAGAAGGUCUCCGGAGAGAUCCCGCCGCGACUUUGCAGCAUAGCACGCUGCCCAGGGGCGAGACGUCUAAAGACCGGAACACCAGGGUCGAGGAGAUUUCCAGAACUCACCAGAAAACGGAGUCUCACAAACACAGAGGAGAGAGUGGUGCAAGGAAGAAGCCAGCGAGGCACACCAAAGUGGACUACAAAAACAACCGGACCUUGCGCGCUUGCUCCCCCAAAAUGAGUGCACCGAGUGAACUUGAAGGAGGGAUGCCGACAUAUCCUCACUUUAAACGGAGAAAAUCUGAGGAUCUUGAUUCCGGGAGCGACGAGCUGGAAGAGAAAGUGGAAAGCGGACUACUGCACUUCAGUGGUAGACAGGAAGCAAAGCUGGGCGGUGCGGCCAGAACACACCUAAAUCGCGCUUCGCUGGGCUACAGCGACAACAAAUACGGUGCAGACUCUCACACUCUUCGGACUAAACAGGCCAUGGAAAGUACAAUCUCUAAGAGUGAGCCGGGGGUGGAUGCCUCUGCACUUAAAAGCAAGCACUUAGCCGAGGACACGGUGUCGAGGAAUAGUGUGUGUGUGUCCCGAUUUCUGUCAGAACCGGAGGAGUCCUGGAGCCCCUCACUGAACAAUUUGGAGAAAGUGGUGGUCACGGAUGUCACGUCAAACUUUCUGACCGUUACCAUCAAAGAAAGCAGCACGGAUGAAGGGUUCUUCAAAGAAAAAGUUUAAAAACUUAUCGACUGUUUUUUUUUCAGUCAGUGUCACUGAAUUGUUGGGAAAAUGACAUUGUUCUUUUUGGAAUGGGUUGUAUAUAGUUUCCAUUUAGCGGAUAAAGCAAAUUUUGGAUGUUUAAAAACGAAGUGCCGUUUUCUUAGGCCUGUGUUGUAGGCUGUAUUUCGGUUGCAGUAAUUUAAAAAAAAACACUUUUAUUAAACGCUUAAAGAGGCUAAAGUCAAACAGUCAACGUUUGACGCUUGAUUUUUGCCCGAAGUGGGGUGACAUUUGGGGUGGGCGGGGAUAAUGUUGCGAUUUGAUGGGUGAGGACCAAUCGCUCACCUGAACAAACUGCCAAUCAACAUACUCUACCAAUCAACACACUCCACCAACACAGAUGGAGUAUUUGUCUUAAUUUGGGCCAUUUCAUUUGUGGAUCGCAUCCUAUUUGGAGGAAGCCUUGGACCCCACAUGAACUAUUUUCUGGCUAAAGUUGUAAGAUAGCAGCAAGUGAUUUCAGAAUUGACUGCAGUGAAUGAGUUGACUUGUUUUGGAUUCUGGGGACACCUUUUUAUUACUAGGUUCAAAAUACCAAGAGAUGUUCUUAAUCUAAAUGCAGUUUUUAUAUAUAAUGCUGCUGAUUGCACUUUUCAUUUCUUUAAACUGUAAUUAAAUGUUACUGAGCGGGGUACUGUGUGUUCAGUAGAGCAGAGGGCAGUACUGUAUUCCAACUUUUGACUGAAAACAUUUGAGCAUGAUAAUAUUCCCUAGUGCACACAGGAAUUCUUGUGAUACAGUACUGUCACGCGUGUCUGGAAAGUUAAUGUUUUCCAAUCUCUUUGAAGUGACAAAGUUUUAACUUCUGGAGGGAAUUGCUUUCACUUUCUUUUGCCCUCGGGUGCCAGUCUCUUUGGGUGGACCACGACUCAAGCAUGGGUGGAGCACACGUGGUAUACGCUCAGUGCCAACUUCAUUAUGUGCACCUACUUGUUAAUGCAGAGUUCUAAUCAGCCAAUCAUGCAGCAGCAUCUCAAUGCAUGAAAGCACGCAGACAUGGCCAAGAGGUUCGGUUGUUCAGACUGAACGUCAGAAUGGGGAUGAACUGUGGCUAAGUAGCUUUGACUGCGGAACGAUCAUUGGUGCCGUAUGGGGUGGUUUGAGUAUCUCUGAAGCUGAUAACCUCCUGGGGUUUUUCAUGCACAACAGUAUCUAUAGUUGAGAGUGAAUGAUGCAAAAGAAAAUCUAGUGAGUGGCAGUUCUGUGGUCCAAAUGCCUUGUUAAUUAAUGAGAGAGGUCAGAGGAGAAGGUUUGAACAGGAAGGUGUCACAAGCUACAAUGGUGGUGUGCAGGAGAAGGUGUCUGAAUGCACAACAUAUGGAAAGUUGAAGUGGACGGGUCGCAGCAGCCGGAGUCCCCAUUGAUUGGCGAGGACCAGUCACUCACCCGAGCAAUAAAGUGACCACUGAGUGUAUAUUCAACUUUAGGCACUAUACAGAGCAAAUGCUUUGUAUUAUUGUUCUUAUCAUUGACACCUUGUCAGGGGGAGAUGUGGGUGUCUUUUAAUGAGUAAUCAGAGAAACUCCUAUAAUUGUCAUUGGGCAUCCCCACCAAUAAACCAGUCAGUAACCAUCUCAUUAGAUUAAUGCUCUUUGGGAGACUAUUGCAGUAGAUUUAACUUUACAAUCAAAAGCUGGUAUGGGCAAAUCGACACUAGCAUAUAUUUAUUGUGUUCCAUUUGGUUUAUUUUACGAAAGGAAAUCAGAAUAAAGUCAAAUUAAUUCUUUAGGGGUGAUAUGUUUGUCAUCGUUCCAUAGUACUAGCAUCCACAACUGAUGGUUUAUAGGGAUUAAGCCAUAGUAACAGUAGCUUGUAACAUUUUUAAAAAAGAAAAUCAUAAUAUUUCCAACAAUGCAAAGAAAGUGAACUUUUCUCCUCUUCUUAGAGAUUUUGUACUACAGCUGUGGCUGGAGCCAUUCAGUUUAGAAUUCAAUUCUUCUAAGUGGUCUCCUUGUAAAGGUGUGUGUACACACACUGCAAUGAUAGCAGUAUUGUGCUCAUUUGAAAUUUGAUUGCAACAAGCCAAUCCAAAUCUGCCACUGGUUCCCACUGCAACAAUAAUCUUAUGCGUUGGACCAGAAGUGCUGUGUGUGUGUGUGUGGUGUGUGUGUGUGUGUGUGUGUGUGUGUGUGUGUGUGUGUGUGUGUGUGUGUGUUGUCUUUGGAAAAUGUGACUGAACUCUUCAGAAAUGGAGGGGCUUUGCCUGUCAGGAUUUCAGUCAACAUUUGAAAAAUCUAGUCCUUUGUCAAAGUACAUCUUGCUUUAAACUCCUGAUGUUCACUUUUCGUUUGCACCAUGUAUGAUAUUUUUGCCAACUAGUUUUGUGUAAUAAUUUCUUUAAAGCUAACUUUGUCACUUUGAAGUGGGAAGGAAAAAAAUGGAUGAAAUGACACCAGUGUUUGAUCACUUUAAUCACACAACUGUGGCCAAUCCUUAAGUAUGGCAUCAAUAUUUAGAUGAUGGAAACCAUUGUGAGUUCAUUCGUUGGGUCAGUCUUCACAAGAUUUAGGAAUUUAUAUAAAGAAUAUUAACUCAUGUUGAACCCAUUAACUUUACUCUACAUGUCCAUGCCUUCAGAAUACUGAGGGCCUGGUGUAGCCAAUAAAGAUUUAUACUUCCUAAAAUAUAAACACUUGCCAAAAUUUACCAAAGGAAAAGACCUAAUUAAAGGAACGGAGUUAGACUUACAAAAUCGGGCGGAUGGUAAUGGAAAUAAAUAUUUACUAGUUGUACAGCUUAGGUGAAUUAUCAAUGGACACUGCUGGAUGCGUUCGAAAGUGCGGCUACCUAAAAUUCCAGUGUGCGCCUGCAUAUGUCACGACGAUACAGGAUGUUUUGUAUUUGACAUUAGCUUAAUGUGUUCUCAAUUGGACAUUGAAUGUCUUGGACUAUUAAAACUUGAAGACGCAGAGCCUGUUGCUGAAUGUAAUGUAAAUUAGCUUGUGCAGGCUGUCCUAAUGGGCUCUCGGUGUUGUCAGAACAUGUGGAAAUUGUAUAAUAUCCAGAAAGACUUUUCCCCUAAAUGAAACUAGCCAUUAAGGUCUUGGUGAAACAUUGUAGAUUUGCCCUACAAAAGGGAGAAGAACAUUAACGUAUCGGCAGUGGCUUCAAAAUUCUUUGAACCAUUUGGCGUUUCUAAACGUAAUCAUGACUAAAUUUCAACCUCGUGUAAUUUUCUGUAAAUAUUAUUCAGAUGUCAAACAUUUUGUUUAGAAUACAAAAAAAGAAUGUAUGCUAUUAUAAUUAAAUAUUUUAUGUAUUCCGUAUAAUGGACAGCGUUUAAUACUGUACAUUGCACUUAAAACUAUUGUUUCGAUAUUUGACUAUAAAUGUUCUUUGCGAAAGAUUAAAGUAACCGUUUUA
Mobula hypostoma (lesser devil ray) is the source of this 4598-nucleotide messenger RNA. It is a transcript of the gene cbx8b, whose product is annotated as chromobox homolog 8b. Bases 117 to 1193 code for a protein of 358 amino acids. Gene Ontology annotation, molecular function: chromatin binding. Gene Ontology annotation, biological process: negative regulation of transcription by RNA polymerase II. Lineage: Eukaryota; Metazoa; Chordata; Chondrichthyes; Myliobatiformes; Myliobatidae. Gene Ontology annotation, cellular component: chromatin; PRC1 complex. The transcript is spliced from 5 exons. The record is from RefSeq and is a predicted model, not a curated record.